AUGGAUCGUCCAGCAGGGUCUGUUCAACCAGGGCUCGAAGUAGGCACCCACUACGACAACACUCCUAUAGCCAUCGCCAACGGAGCAAAUCACUGGCAGUCUGCCUCACAGAACGGCUCAGGUUAUAGUGAGCACAAGCCGUUGGACAAUGGCUACUCUUCGCAAGCCCCUGGAAGCCAUGUUGGAGGACAGGAGGAACAGCGGCCGGCUCGGCGAUUCCCAUGGUGUAUCGCGAUCAUUGUGGCUCUAGUCGUUUUGGUCCUUGGAGGUGUUAUCGGAGGCGUGGCCGCGUGGAGAGUGACGGCAAAUCGGAGCGAGCAGUCACGGACGGGUAGUCAAGGGUCGGGAGACGGCGAUACGCCAUCGACGAGCGCCACCAAGAUCAUGCAGAAUUCGGCUGUAUCUGCUGUCGGAUGGCGAUACGGAUCCGACAUUACCCUGCAAGUCUUCUUCCAAGGCACGGACGGUUCAUUGAGAAGGUCUCAGUACAUGACCAUCUACCAAGCCUGGACUCCCCCGAUGGAAGCUGGUGCGGCCCCCAAGGUCGGCUCUCCUUUCGGCGCCGGUCAGCUAUGGACCAAGCCCGAUGAGCCCUUGCCUGUCAUCCCGCAGUCUGAAGUCUUCUAUGUUGGAUCGCCAGACAAGAUCCUGGGCGUCAAUUGGCGUGAAGGAUUCUCAAGAGGGGGCCUGACAGACAGCGUCAAUGAGGCAGGUUACACCAUCAGCAACACGGGCACACAGAUGGCAUCGUAUUGGCCGUCUACCAUUGUCCAGGCAAGCAACGGAGACGUUAUGGAGGUAUUCUUCGAUUACAAGUCGCCCAGGUUC
This is a messenger RNA of Colletotrichum godetiae, 828 nucleotides long. RefSeq lists its product as uncharacterized. NCBI's taxonomy places the organism in Eukaryota, Fungi, Ascomycota, Sordariomycetes, Glomerellales, Glomerellaceae. The annotation marks the transcript as partial. The transcript has 2 exons. The record is from RefSeq and is a predicted model, not a curated record.